CAGUGUAUCGGUUGAGGUCAUAACGACCACCAGUGAGACCCAAAGUGCGAAACGGCACCGCGGUUACGGUAGUUCUACAUCUCAACCGCGAACGGUUUUCGUAAACGCGAAAAGAAUAAAAUAAAUAAUUAUCGCUAUAUUGGGUUUUUGUCUAGAAAAGUAAGUUUGAUGGACAAUUUAUCCAUAAUACACAAACCCAGAUAAUCAUCGACCCACCCGUGCGAACGGCAACGAUUUUCUAACAGCAAAUACAAUUUCACCGUACAAAUAUAGACUUCAAUAGAACUUUGGCGCGGAGAACGAUCGACGACCGCUGCAUAGUGCUCGGCCGAACGGGCGUUUACACUACACAGUACACGGCAGGGCCACAUUGGAAAACAGCUGCCGUCCGUGAUUCUUUGGUGGGCGGGGGGACCGCGCGUGCAGUCGGCCAGUCGCGAUCAGCUGAUAAUCACGCAGCUCUGUUAACACCCAGAGACCCUUGUGACUUUCGUUCAGCUGCUGGAUAUAAAUGGCCGUAUUCCUGUUAAAUGAAUGUAAAUUCAACAACUGCGGUCUGUGCUUCAAAAACCUUUACGAUCUCAUCCAGCACAUCGAAGACAAACACAUAGAUACUGAUCCUAAACCGAUUGAGCUGAUUGAUCGCACUGAACAACAAUGCUUGCCGCUCAGUUGUGUUAUGCGGUUUUUCAGCGAAAAUGUACACAAAACCGACAUCGAACCAGCAGAACCUGUCAUUCAGCCCAAAACCAGUAUUUUACCACCAGCACCCAACAUAUUUCAUCGACCAUUACGAACUGGUUAUGAAUCUGAUAAAGGAGAAACUGAAAACCUUGAUCACAUUGGUGACAGCAGUGACUCUUGGUCUACUACAUCAGAUGCAAUCGAUGAUGCUCAUAAAAAUGGUCCCAAUUCACAACAGAAAGUUAAAACUGAGCAGCCAAUACGACCAUUUGCUUGUCCAAUUCCAGGUUGUACUAAAAGGUAUAAAAACGUUAAUGGAAUAAAAUAUCACGUUAAAAAUGGACAUACAAAUGGCAAAGUUCAUAAGAAAUACAAAUGUCAUUGUGGAAAAAGUUACGUGUCUAUUCAAGGACUCAAAUCACAUGCAAAUGGUAUGCAUGCUGGUACCAAGAUGACAUGGCUAACAAUGCACAAUGGUGAAACUAUUCAGGUACCUGCAACACCACUUUCGCCAGAUACUGUGCCCAUACGUGCGGUCACGUUAAAACAUGUGCCACGCACUACUGCGGACGCAAACCUACCGCCUAAAACAUUAGUCAUCACUAAACCUCCUCCGUCCAACAUUGAACCUCCCAUUGUUGAAUCAUAAUAUUAAUGCAGGGGAAGUUUAUGAAAACCGUAUUCCUAUAUAGUAAAAAUUACCUGGAGUUCCAAAAGUCAGUCGUCAUAUUUAAUGUCUUGUCGCUUGAUUUUUUUUUUUUUUAAUUUGAAGUAAUUAUUUUAGUUUAUUAUACUUACACAAACAUUGUUUGUUAUAAAAUAAAUAUAUAAAAACGAAUGUUCAAGUAUUCAGGAAACAUGUUUAGUACAGUUUUGUGUAGUUGGAUGUCUAGGACUAAAGCUUUAAAGCUUGUGCAUUUGUUUAUUAUGUUUUAUGUCGAGCUGUGUAUAGUGUAUGUUACCUUAAAGACUUGAUUGCUAUUAAAAGAGUCAAAUAUUGUUAACAAUAAAGUUAUAUAUUUAAAAUAAAUAAAAAAAAUUAAUAAAUUGUUAUUUUAAA
This is a messenger RNA of Rhopalosiphum padi (bird cherry-oat aphid), 1744 nucleotides long. Its product is annotated as juxtaposed with another zinc finger protein 1. The transcript is spliced from 5 exons. Lineage: Eukaryota; Metazoa; Arthropoda; Insecta; Hemiptera; Aphididae. Gene Ontology annotation, cellular component: nucleus. The record is from RefSeq and is a predicted model, not a curated record. The coding region runs from base 512 to 1333 and encodes 273 amino acids.